Molecule: messenger RNA, 627 nt
Organism: Drosophila kikkawai
Lineage: Eukaryota; Metazoa; Arthropoda; Insecta; Diptera; Drosophilidae
Cellular component (GO): extracellular region
Molecular function (GO): chitin binding
Source: RefSeq, a predicted model, not a curated record
AUGUGGCCCCCACUUCAAGUCUUUAUACUCCUGCUCCUCGGUGUUGCGGUCCAAGCAUCCGAGCAAAAUCCCUGCCUGGAUGUGCGCACGGCAGGCUUUGUGUGCCUGAACUGCACCACAUUGGGCUAUUGCGUCAAGGAUGCCACUGGUAGCUGGGAGACGAUCUCGAUGCUGGGCUGUCAAUCGGAGCACAGCUUCUACUGCAGCGACGAGGGCACUUACGGAUGCACCUGGCAGGCACAGUGUCGGGUGCCCAAGCGGGGACCGUUCACCUGCCAGCAGGGUGGCGUGUUUCCCGAUCCCUAUGACUGCCGGCGUUACCAUGAGUGCAGUGACCUCCAGGUGGAUACGCCUCGUCAGUGCACCAACGGAGCGGGCUACUCGACGCUCACGGAGUCCUGUGUCUUGCCUCGCGACAGUGAGCAAUGCCUGAGCGCCCAGUUCAAUUGCAGUCGGUCCGGACAGGUUGGCGGAUGGAACGCGGACACCCGGUACUUCUAUGUUUGCGUCAAUGAGACGGCGGCCAACAACUUGUAUCCCCUGAUGAUGAAGUGCCGCGAAGGAUUCGUGUUCGAGAAUAAUGCGUGUGUUCCUCCGGAAUUACGGAAUGUUUAAAAUUAAUCUUUG